Molecule: messenger RNA, 1011 nt
Organism: Bursaphelenchus okinawaensis
Lineage: Eukaryota; Metazoa; Nematoda; Chromadorea; Rhabditida; Aphelenchoididae
Source: the annotation of a GenBank genome assembly
AUGGCAACGGAAGCGCCGGAAAAACAGCUUUCGGCACUACAAGCUCGUCGCCUUAAAGACAAAGAAUCUUGGGAUGCGUACUGGAAACUUCGUGAAGUUGAUUCUCGUGGAACAAUCUGGCCACGUGCCAAAUAUUAUGCCCAAAGAGCUUUCGAUUGGCCAGCAACCGCAUUCAAAGAGAACGUUUUAGAUCCGCUGCACGACAGAUAUCGACCAGUUUAUUAUCAACGCAAAUUCACUCGCGUUCCGGAUAUUGACCAAUGUGGUGUUAGUGAUAACGUAUGUUGGUUUAACUUUGAUUUUUUUGUUUAGGCUUGUUUGUCAAUGUUUUUAUACGGAAAAAGGGUAAGAAGAUAGAAAAAAUUUAAAUGAGGUUUUUGGUUUUGUGGUGUAAUUCUUUCACAACUUUUGUACCUAAAAUUAAAAAAUUCAUUAUUCAAAGGCAAAAAAACGUAGUUAUUAUAUUUCCAAAUUUAGUCAUGUAUCUACGAAGCGAAUGAACAAUAUCGUUUGGAUAAAACUGUUGAUACCUACAUCUUGGAGUUGUUGCUUGAACGUAUGGAGCGAUGCUUUUUUGAGAACGAACCAUACUUGCAACCCUGUUCAAAAGCUUUUGAAGAUUAUGAAGAAGCGGAGUUGAACUGGUUCAUCAAAUACGGAGAGUUGGGAAUAGCUGCUGGAGCUCAAGACGUGUACAUGAAACAGAAGCAUCGCAUGAUUUGGGAACGCCAACAUCCCGAAAUAAUGGCGGAGCGCGAGGAGAAACUGAAGAAACACAAGGCUGAAUUGGCUGCCGGUAACUUUGACUACUCUUUCUGGAAGGGCGGUAUAUUCUACAUGGACAAGAAGAACAUGGAACCGCCUUACGAGCUUCAGAUUUCUAAGGGAUCUAUGGAAGCCGACAAGCCGUUGUCUAAGGAUUGGGAGUAUUACAAGAAGGUUUCUCAAGAUCCGGAGUUCGACAAGAGACAAGGAAAGCAUUCGGACGUGCCGCUUUUCCCAAAGAUCUAA